This is a messenger RNA of Hemiscyllium ocellatum (epaulette shark), 557 nucleotides long. RefSeq names its product lens fiber membrane intrinsic protein-like. Gene Ontology annotation, molecular function: structural constituent of eye lens. The record is from RefSeq and is a predicted model, not a curated record. The coding region runs from base 22 to 342 and encodes 106 amino acids. NCBI's taxonomy places the organism in Eukaryota, Metazoa, Chordata, Chondrichthyes, Orectolobiformes, Hemiscylliidae. Gene Ontology annotation, cellular component: plasma membrane. The transcript has 3 exons.
UGGAAUGCCACCCGUGCCUUUAUGAUCCUGGCUGCGGUGCUGUGUUUUCUCGGCCUGAUCGUGGGGGCUCUCGCCUUCGCUCACUUCACCUUCUCUGAGCGGUUUAACCACACUCUCGCCGCGGGGGUCCUCUUCCUCAUCUCCAUGUUCCUGCUGCUGGUGGCGAUGGCGGUGUACACCGGUGUGACGGUGAACUUCCUCGGCAGACGGUUUGGGGAUUGGCGUUUCUCCUGGUCCUACAUCCUGGGCUGGGUGGCAAUGCUGCUCACCUUCUUCGCAGGAACCUUCUACCUGUGUGCGUACCGGCUGGGUGAGUGCCGCCGAAUGUCAGGAUCUCGCUAGGAGCUGCGAUGGUGGACCUGGGGAAGUCCGUCUCCUGUUCCUGCCCCUGCCUGGGACUCGGGGAAUGGUCUCUCUCUCUCUCUCUCUCUAAACCCAUUGCUGAUUCCAACAGCGCCCAGGAGUUGGGUCAGAAACUGUCCGCUGCCCGUUCGUCUUCAUUUGGGGAUGAAGCCAGCCAGCGGGCUGGAGUGAUCUCCUGUACUCCUGAGAAACCA